Molecule: messenger RNA, 1854 nt
Organism: Hemibagrus wyckioides
Lineage: Eukaryota; Metazoa; Chordata; Actinopteri; Siluriformes; Bagridae
Gene: stmn2a
Product: stathmin 2a
Exons: 5
Coding region: 142-684 (180 amino acids)
Biological process (GO): regulation of microtubule polymerization or depolymerization; neuron projection development; microtubule depolymerization
Cellular component (GO): growth cone; neuron projection; cytoplasm
Molecular function (GO): tubulin binding
Source: RefSeq, a predicted model, not a curated record
ACUGAACCGCUCCCAGUGCUUAUUAGUGCUCUCUCUCUGCCGGAUCGCAUUGUGCUCUGCUGAUUCAGUGCCUUAAGCAUCGCUCCUCAACGCCACCGGCACAACCCGCAACGCCUGGACACUUCACCCAAAACCACGACAAUGGACAAAAUCGCUGUCGCAUACAAAGAAAAGAUGAAGGAGCUGUCCAUGCUCUCACUCAUAUGCUCCUGUUUUAACCCGAGGCUACAGAAAAACCUGGACGCCAAAACAGAGUUUAUGGAGGUAAAGCCCAUAAACAAACGGGCCUCGGGUCAGGCCUUCGAGGUGAUCCUUAAGCCAACUUCUCCAGUGUCAGAUGGGACACAAAGUAUCGUAUCCCCUCCCAAGAAGAGGGACAUCUCGCUGGAAGACAUUCAGAAGAAACUGGAGGCUGCCGAAUAUCGCAGGAGAUCUCAGGAGGCCCAGGUGCUGAAAGCUCUGGCUGAGAAGCGGGAGCAUGAGCGAGACGUGCUUUUCAAAGCCCUGGAGGAGAACAACAACUUCAGCAGGAUGGCUGAGGAAAAGCUCAUUCUGAAAAUGGAGCAAAACUCCGAGAACCGCAGGGCUCACCUGGCGGCCAUGAUGGAGCGCCUGCAAGAGAAGGAGCAACAUGCUGCUGUGGUCCGCAGAAACAAGGAGCUGAGAGAAGAGCUCACAGCGUGAAGGCAUCUUUCCCUGACUCUUCCUCACUCUGCUCAUCAGCUCACUUAUCCUCCUCUUACACACACACCCACACCCACACCCACACACACAUACACACAGAGGCAGUCAGUACUAUCUAGCAAAUAACAUUCUCCUACACCGUUUAAAUGGUCUUGCUUGAUUUCAUAGAUUAUGACACAGAUUAUUUUGUAAAUAUAUCAUAGGAAUUUUAGAUGAAACAAAAACACACAUCAAAUGUAUCAAACUUAUCAAUGACUCAGUGUCAUCAUUUAUUUAUCAAAUUAUUUUGGAUUAGAGAUAUCAUUUGUUUAUUUAGUCGUUUGGAAGAUUCUGGAGUAAAUGAUGGUUAGUCUCAUUAAGACGAAUGCAAACAGAGACACACUGGGACACUUCCAGCAUCCACACACACAAACACACACACACACACACACACACACAUACAUACACACACAAAUAUACAACAAACCAUACAGUGUAUUUAUGCUUAUAUACAAUAUAAUCAUAACAUUGCACUUCCUUCAUCUACUGAAUGAAUCAAUCUUGUUCAAGCUUAACACAUUAUUCAUCUGCGGCAGCACAUCGACACUGUUUUGCUCCUGAGCCAACACCGGGACUUAAAAUUACAUGCAAAAUGAUUAGUCUCUUCACAUGCCCUUUUUAUAUUACUCAUAAGAGCAUGUUUUUUCUCACCUUGACAUCUCCAGCUAAUGUUGGCACUGGCUUUCAUUUUCUGAACACAAACACACUCGAUUUACCUUUCUUUUUUUUUUUUUUUCCAGCAGGACCAAAUCAUCUCAAAUGCGGUCAUUAUUCCACCAUAUAUUCUGCUAUUAACUAAUGUAAAACCUUUCGUAGUUAAAUUACAUCCUCUUAACUUCAGCCAUUGAGGAGGAGUGACUGUUUGUGUGAAUCUGAAUGUGUGUGUGUGUGUGUGUGUCCAUGUUACGGUGGCGAAGCUUCUGUGACCGUUCUCUUUGAAAGCAACAUGUGAGAUGGAAACAGAUUAUGCAUUGAAUGUUUUUUUUAAAAAUAUCUUUAUUUGUUUUUUUUUUUUUUUUCAUGGUUUCCUCUCAAAAUAUGCUUGCCUGCAUCUUCAGCUGCGUAAACUGUGUUUUCCCCUCAUUUCUCUGUGUGCAAAAUUUGAUGAAUAAAGAUUUGGGGUUCUGUGAA